This is a messenger RNA of Cotesia congregata, 2115 nucleotides long. The record is from the annotation of a GenBank genome assembly. Lineage: Eukaryota; Metazoa; Arthropoda; Insecta; Hymenoptera; Braconidae.
AUGAAGACUAAAGUGGCUAAAACAAAACUGGUUCCACCGGACGGAGGAUGGGGAUGGGUUGUUCUUUUUUCUGCUCUUCUUGUUAACUUCCUGAUACCCGGCACGGUAAAGUCCUUUGGAGUCCUCUUUGUCGAAUUCCUCCAGGUAUUUAAGGCCUCACCUACUGCCGCUUCGUGGAUGCCUGCGUUAUGUUACUUUCUUUACAGUUCAUUGGGGCCAUUGUCCAGUGUACUAUCAAUAAAAUACUCCUACAAAACAGUAACGCUAAUUGGAGGGACUUUUGCAGCUGUUGGAAUGAUGACCAGUUACUUCGCUACCUCUGUUUCUUAUUUAUACGUCAGCUACGGCUUGAUGGUCGGCAUCGGAGCGGGUCUAACCUUCCCUCCAACAAUCUACAUAGUAACAGCGUACUUCGAGCGCCUGCGCGGACUCGCCAACGGCCUGUGUAUAUCAGGGAGCGCAAUUGGUACAAUAGUGUUACCGCCAUUUCUUCAAUACCUCCUGAACCAUUUCGGCCACCGAGGCGCCGUGCUGAUAAUGGGAGCCCUGACCCUCAACACACUAGUCUGCGCUCUGCUUUACCACCCGGUGAGCGAGCACAUGAAGGAAGUUCCAGUAGAGGGCAUUGACAACGCCGCGAUGACACUCGACGAGCCGAUAAUUGAGUCGAAGAUUACCGAAGGAAAAUCACGACCCGGAACUCCGAACAAUUCAAACCACGAUCGCCUCACUGAGUUGUCAAAAUAUCUUGAAAAAAAUCUCAACCCACCAUCUAUGACCGUCGUCAAUGAAAAUGAAGGUGAAAACGAGCUAGACCAAUCUGAGUUCCAGGAACCGAAACAUGUUCCUGGAACCAAGUUCCAGGAACCCAAUCAUGUUCUAGGAACCAAGUUUCAAAAACCGAACUAUGUUCCAGGAACCGAGUUCCAGGAACCGAACAUUCUUCCAGGAACCAAGUUCCAAGAAAAUAAUGUUCCAAGAACCGAGUUUCAAAAACCGAACUAUGUUCCAGGAACAGAGUUCCAGGAACCGAGCCAUGUUCCAGGAACCAAGUUCCAAGAACCGAACUAUGUUCCAGGAACUGAAUUUGAGGAACAUACUCAAGUUCUAAGAACAGAGUUCCAGGAACAGAACCAUGUUCCAGGAACCAAGUUCCAGGAACCGGACCAUGAAAAGAAUGAAAUAGUUCUACCAAUAGAUACUGUAGCACUUAGUCGUACAAAUUCCACCCGAGUUAGCAAAAAGAACUUCCAUCUUUCCCGCCAUGGCAGUAUCGUCUCCGAAAUGGGGCCAGUUGCCCUCAGCCCCAGGAACAAUGUUCCAGGGCUGUUCCGACGGUUCUUCAAGACUCCGAAGAAAACUCGUGGCAAGAACAAGAACAAGCUUGAACAAGAUGAAACUUCUCAAGGAACCGGAACCAUAACAAGCACAGACUCUAGCGCCACCAUCGCCAGUUCCGAGUCCAGCGCCACCAUCAGCAGUUCCGACUCCAGUUCCACGGAAGACAACAAGUUCUUCGACUUCAGCGUCCUCCGCGAUCCACUUUAUAUAGUUAUUUUGAUCUCUAAUUCGACUUCCGCCAUUAGUAACACGAACUUCAUGAUCUUGCUGCCAUCUUACGCAAUUUCUGAAGGCUUUGACAAGAACAUGUCCGCCCUGCUGCUGUCUAUAGUCUCUGCGCUGGAUCUGGUAGGGCGCAUAGGUGGCGCUUCGCUCUCGGACAUCGACUUUGUGCCAAAGUAUUAUUAUUUUGUGGGAGGCUUAGGAUUGAGUGGAAUUGCGCUUGCGCUGUUACCAAUGGCGACUUCUUAUAUGAUGUUGUCCUUCUUUUGCGCACUUUUUGGACUUUCUUCGGGGAUGUAUAUUGGAAUUACGACUGUAAUUUUGGCGGACAUGUUAGGCACGGAAAAAUUGAGUUCUUCCUAUGGAAUUUCUUUGUUUGUUAAUGGCGUACUGCAGUUAGUUGGACCGCCGGUCUGUGGCGCCAUCUAUGAAAGAGUCGGGACUUAUAAACCGAUUUUUUUGGCUUUUGGCAUUAUUUUGAUACUUGGAACGGCUCUGUGGGCUGUUGUGCCGCUUAUUAAGAGGAAGCCUAAGGAACAACAAGAGGAAUGA